This is a messenger RNA of Entelurus aequoreus (snake pipefish), 4171 nucleotides long. Its product is annotated as pleckstrin homology domain-containing family G member 3-like. The transcript has 17 exons. Gene Ontology annotation, molecular function: guanyl-nucleotide exchange factor activity. Bases 1 to 3198 code for a protein of 1065 amino acids. The record is from RefSeq and is a predicted model, not a curated record. NCBI's taxonomy places the organism in Eukaryota, Metazoa, Chordata, Actinopteri, Syngnathiformes, Syngnathidae.
AUGCCCAGCCAAAAGGAGGCAAGGCCCUGGGUAGACUUGAGACUCCCUAAUAGGCGGGGCUUCUGCCUUCCUCGCCGGGACGACGACUCCUCACCUCGCAUGACCGAAAACAUGGCGCCCAACGCCCAGACCACCUACCUGGACCGUGUUGUCAUGGAGAUCAUCGAGACUGAGAGGGCCUAUGUGAGAGACCUACGCAUGAUUGUGGAGGACUACCUGGCCCACAUCAUCGACCAGGUAGACCUGGCCAUCCGUCCAGAGCAGGUGUGUUUCCUCUUCGGCAACAUUGAGGACAUUUAUGAGUUCAACAGCGAGCUGCUCCAGGAUCUGGACCUGUGCGAGCGUGACGCGGUAGCUGUAGCCAGGUGCUUUGUGAUGAAGAGCCAGUACUUUGACAUCUACACUCAGUACUGCACCAACUACCCAAAUUCUGUACUGGCGCUGACCGAGUGCAUGCAGGACUCGUCUCUGGCCAUCUUCUUUCAGAGCCGCCAGAAUACUCUAAAGCGCUCGCUGCCUUUGGGUUCUUACCUACUUAAACCUGUCCAAAGAAUUCUCAAGUACCACUUGCUGCUUCAGGAGAUUGCAAAGCACUUUGACCCUGAGGAGGAGGGUUACGAGGUAGUGGAGGAGGCCAUCAGCACCAUGACAGGUGUGGCCUGGUACAUCAAUGACAUGAAACGCAAACACGAGCACGCCGUCAGACUGCAGGAGGUUCAGUCGCUGCUGUUACACUGGAAAGGUCCAGACCUGACCACAUAUGGAGAACUGGUUUUGGAGGGAACCUUCAAGGUUCACCGUGCUAAAAAUGAGAGAACGCUCUUCCUGUUGGAGCGAGUGUUGCUCAUCACCAAACGGCGUGGAGAACACUACAUCUACAAGGCACACAUCCCCUGUUCCACAUUGAUGCUGAUCGAGAGCAACAAAGACAGUUUGAGCUUCAGCGUGACGCACUACAAGCAACCUAAACAACCGCACACUGUCCAGGCCAAGUCAGUGGAGGAGAAGGAGAUGUGGGCUCAUCACAUCAAACGCACCAUUCUGGAAACCCACCAUGCUAUCAUCCCACAAAAGGCCAAAGAUGCCAUCUUGAAUUCCAGAUACAAUCACAAGUAUCACUCCAUCCCUAAUCGGGUGAAGAAAGUCAAGUCUCGUCUGACUGACGGGUUUCCACGGCAACAGUCAUUAGAAGUAAAUGAAGGACGUGACACGAGCUUAACAGGACAAGUGGGUGUGGUCUCAAAGGAGAAAGGCCUGUCCUUCAAGCAAGAAUGUGGAUUUGGAGGUGAGGCAGGAAACGACGCAGCUGCUGAGCAGAUGUCCACAAACGAUCUGCUAGCAGAGGAAGUGUUGAAAUCUUUACGUUCUCCUCAUUCCCGCACUUUGACGGAGGAACUGAGUCGAGAAGAAGUUCCUGGAGGCGAAGAGGAACCACCUUCGCAAUUUAAGCCUUCAAGUAGCGGUGAGUCUUCCGAAGACGAGGACAGCGACCGCAGUGGCAGCAUCCUUCCUUCAUCUGUGUUGGACAAAGCGGGCGUCAUAGCUCAGCACUUCAGCAGCAUCAAGAGAAGUGUUCCUGUCCAAGAUGACGUCUUCUUAGUUGCGGCUUUUCCGCGGUCGUCCGGGACGACUGAACCCACCAGGCCAUCGUUACAGCUCAACAGCAUUGGCUCUGAUGUGAGCGACGUCACGGCCUCUACAGAUAUGAACCUCUACUCUCCUCGUGGUGACGUGGAACGAGGCGUCCUGCGGAGACGAGAUUCCAUUCUCUCUAGUCAGGAUCAGCUUCUUAUUGGCAAGAUCAAGACUUACUAUGAUAACCGGGACGCCAACUUCGACCUUCAGCGCAGGGAGAGCCUAACGUACAUCCCAGCAGGCCUGGUCAAAACCUCAGUCAGCCGCUUAAAUAGCACCGAGUCUAUCUCUUUACCCUCUGCAGUAGACCAGCCUUCCCUGGAACUAUAUUCACCCUCGGGUGCCCAUGAUCACAGGUUUUCCACCGACUGCUUGGACGCUCAGAGUAAGGAAGAUCCUAAAGGUUCCCGGUUGACCACAAGAGCAUUCCCAACAUCCGGAUGUCAAAGGGUAGAAGACUUCAGACCUUCCUCUGAAAUGGUCCAAAUCUGGCAGGUGAUGGAGCAGCAGCUCGGCGAGACGUCCUCCUUUUCUGACACCCCAAGCAGAAGACAUCAGAAGGAGGGUAGAGCUUCGGACAUCUCCGCUGUCACGAAAAAGUCAUCCGUUCCUUCACACCUCAAGGUCAAAACCAACCAAACGACCCACACAGGAAGUCUGACCAAUGCUCCCAUCGUUCUCCCAGCUGAGGUCCCUCAGGUCGGGGGAAAAACAGCGGACGAGGACGACAAAGUGGAGAGCAAGGUCCGCCAUCUUGCUCGUCAGUUCAGCCAGCGGAUCAAAAUGGUCAACCCUCUUGUCCGAAAACAAAAUGACAGUAGCCUGACAAGCAGGAAGAAGUUGGCCCGCGUUGACGAGGAAAGUUCAGGUCAACCCAACACAGUUUUCCCUAUGGGUCCUUUUAAUCCGGUCCGGUCUGUGAGUCCGGGUGGAACUUGCCUUCACAGUCCUAUUGAAGGUUUCAACUGGCCCGACGUGCGAGAACUGCGGUCCAAGUACUCUGACCAGAGCGUCUCCACUUCGCAGCAGAUGUCUGACCUUGGCCCUCAGCGACGUUCCUGCUCUUCUUCUAGCGCGGCUCUUAGCGAGAAGUCGUUCAACAAGCACACUGCCAUGGGCCACGAGUCCUGCAAACAAAUCCACAGAAGAAAUUCUCUGGACCCUCGGUUUAUCACGGCCCACCGGCGUAAGAUAACAGAGCUUCAAGGCCGCCUGGACGCUAACGGCACCGACAGAGACGACCGUGGUGCAGCAGAGGGCUCGCUAGAAACACCAACUGACAAUCUCAUCGUCACCAAGGCACUUUUACCAGAAGAAGCAGCAGCGAGCAAAGACGAAGACAUGAAAGAUAACGUGCAGAUCCGCUCACCGACCAGCCGAGAGAAAAUCUCCAUCUUGGCCGUCAUGGACCGCUGCCGGGUCUACAAGGAGUCUGAUGAGUACAAGCAGAGGAGCAAGUCAAUCAAGUCCUUCAGUGACGGCCCUCAAACAGUGAACGCUGCCUCAGAACCAAAGAACACGGUGAGGAGUCUCACACUUAAGUUCCAGAACCUCAACUCCUAAAAUCAUUCCUGGAACCAAUCAUGUUUUUUCUCUUGUUGCCGACAUGUGAUGUGGCACCGUGUCACCAUCUGGACAGUGUCUCCAGGACAACAGCAACUAUUCACAAAGAAAAUAUGUUAUUGUCAUAUGCAAAUGAUAUGUAAAUUUGAUAACUUUCCUCUUUUGACUUUGCAGUAAUGUUCAUCCACAAAAUGUAUCCUACCCUAUGUAUUUAUACUAUACAUUCUAUUGUUGUACUAUACAGUAUACAGUACAUGUAUACCAUACAAUAGAUGUAUUUAUUAUAUAUUUGUACUAUACAGUAUAUUUAUACCAUACCCUACAUGUUUAUAGUACCAUACAUUAUAUAUUUAUACUAUAUGUAUUUGUACUUUACAGUAUAUGGUACAUUUAUACUAUAUAAUAGAGGUUUAUAGUAUCCUAAACUAUGUAUUUGUAUAAUAGUCUACACUAUAUUUAUACUAUAUAAUAGAUUUUACAGUACAGUAGAUCCCACCUAUUUGCGAUCUGACAUAUUUGUGGAUUUCUUUUGUCUGCUUUAAAUUGUAAGUAUAUUUUUAAUGUAAACUUGAGUAGAAAGUGGUUUGAUGGCACUAUCUGCAGGGUAAAAAGUGCUGCAGUUAAACGUCCAACAGAGGGUGCUGUGUCAUGAGUCAAUUCAGUCAAUGCUUUAAGAAGACAACGUUUUUUUUAAGUGCAAUACUCGAUGGCUGUCAUUGUUUCUUCAUGUGUAAAACUGUUUCUUAACUGGGGUAUUACAGGAUCAAAAGUACAUGUUUUUUAUAGGGGUAUAAUAUAUAUAUAUGUAUAUAUAUAUUUUUUAUUUUUAUUUGUAUUUGUAUUUGUAUUUUUUUUUUUAACCUUUUUUGCCAUUUGCCGGGCUCAUGGAAUAGAUAACUCCAGCAAAUAUCAAAAAUCUAUUGUACGUAAAUACUCCAUUCUAAAGUAAGUAAAGAUCAUGGAUCAUGGGUAU